UUCUGUUUCACAUCUUAAAAACGCAGUGGUUAGCAACGCUGUUGAGAGCGUAUGGACUCGGUCGCCCGUAGCUCAGUGAGCAGCACCGUUAAUUCCUCUAGUCUGGAACGGAUUGUAGACGCAGUUAUCAUUUCAGUCUAUUUAGGCUCGCGAUUUUCCUUCGUUCCAUUUUUCAACUGAAGGCCUUUCACUGAAAAGUGGGUGUCUCCUCAGUACUGGUGUUCAGACAGCGGCGAGUGCAGAAGUGUGUCCUCGAUGGCAGGGUGGAAGGACGGCUCGGUGCAGGAGAAGUAUCGACUGGUUGUGGUUGGAGGUGGUGGUGUCGGAAAGUCAGCCCUAACUAUACAAUUUAUCCAGUCCUACUUUGUCACUGACUAUGAUCCCACGAUUGAAGACUCGUAUACGAAGCAGUGUGUCAUUGACGAGAGGGCGGCCCGGCUUGACAUCCUGGACACGGCCGGACAGGAAGAGUUUGGAGCCAUGAGAGAACAAUACAUGAGGACAGGGGAGGGCUUCCUGCUUGUCUUCUCAGUCACUGACAGAGGAAGCUUUGAAGAAAUCUACAAAUUUCAAAGACAGAUCCUCAGAGUCAAAGACCGGGAUGAAUUUCCCAUGAUCCUUGUAGGCAAUAAAGCAGACCUGGAGCUUCAGAGACAGGUGACCCAGGAGGAGGGCCAGCAGCUGGCCAGACAACUCAAGGUGACGUAUAUGGAGGCCUCAGCCAAAAUCCGUAUGAAUGUAGACCAGGCUUUCCACGAGCUGGUUAGAGUAAUCAGGAAAUUCCAGGAACAGGAAUGCCCGCCUUCGCCAGAACCCACGCGGAAAGAAAAGGACAAGAGUGGCUGCCAUUGUGUGAUCGUCUGAGUGGGCCUUAUCACUGUCAGUCACCCAGCUGCUGUCACCAGUCCCCGCCUCCUGCCUGACAUGACAUCCUGUAUGGAUGACUGAGCGCUGCCUUCUCCACGUGCAUGACUUCACCAGAGGUUCCUGUGGUAGCUACCAGGAACUGCUGCCCCCUCCCCCUCGCCCCCAGACUUCACUUCUAGAAGAAACUGACAACGCCAAAUGUUAAACUCCUCUUGACCUUCAACAAUAAUCAAAUUCAUAUGAGAAAGUCCUAACACUAAACAUUGCCUCUUAAAUCAGCUAAACAAUAUCAUUUUUUGUAUUCUGAAGGACUUUUUCUUGCCUUGCAGUGACAUUUGUACUUUUUGCCGAGAUUGAAUGAGAAAUAUAUAUAUAUAUAUAUAUGCAGAAUGUCAAUGAGAGGUUUUAGUUACCAGUUUCUCAUCAGAAUAGAGAGAUGAUCUUAUGAAGCUUUGUGUAUGUCAUGCCAUAUCCGUUUUUACUUCCAUGUGCUAAUCCGCUACUGUACAUAAGUGAAAUUUGUUGUGAUUUUGAAAGCGCAUUUCUAAUGACUUAUUAAAUCGCCACAGUACAGCGUGUAAGGUUGAUGAGUUUGGUUUGACUUCUAUGAACAUAACAUGUAUACAAGUAUGUACGCUGUACAGUAUAAACCUAGAUAGCCCUAAAGUUAUUAUGACAACUUCACUUUCCAGCGUGGUCAGCGGAUCCAUUUCUAUGUCUAUGGAUUCUGCACUCAUCUCACUGGCCAAAUAUGGAAUGUUUACUGUAUUUGCAUUGUAAGGGUCAUUGACUUUAGGCUUCUAAUAACAUGAUAUCAAACCUGUUUUAUUUAUUUAGUUGUACAACUCUUCUCUGACUCUUACCUGUUGUUGUUGACUAUCUCAGAGUCAGGUUGGCCUAAUCAGAAUUAAAUAUUUUAAACUCUUUAUAUUUGUAAUCUUUGACAAGCAGUGCAGAAGAGACCAUGGGUAGUAUUUAUGUACCUCACUGAUAAUGAUGAUGUUAAUAGCAGACCAGUUUCAGAAAUGCUCCUCUCUGACAUAUCUUUUAAAAUCAAUCCCUUUCAGUUUGAACAUUGAUUUUUGUACCAUCUAUUUGGCUCUCUUUUGGGACGUAGUUAUUACUUAAAGUAGACAGAGGUAUUGAGCUGUUGAAGCUCACUCAUAAACAAACUGUAACUUCAUUUCAAUGACAUGGUUGUUUGUUACACACCACCUUCAAUUAUUCUUGGAGAUGUGUUCAUGUUCUCUCCAAGGUUAUUGAUGUGACUCUGGGCCAGGAUGGAGCUGUUUCCAUGACUCCCACAGUCACAUGGAGGUUACAUCAUUGCCAUCAUUGACCUCUCACCUUUAAAGUUAACAUCAAGACAAUUCACACAUUCUGUUGUCUUGUCAUCCUUUUCAAUAUGAUCUGUAUUUCUGCUUAAUAGAAACCAACUAUUGUAGUGUUGUUAUAUCAUCAUGUAAUAUAAGACAAAAAGAAACAUGAAAGUGAUUAUUUGAUGGACUUGAUUAAAUGUUUUUACUUUAUACUUUUAUACAUUAUUUUCUUAUCAAACUAGUUGACAAGUAUUUUUAUAUGUUUGUAAGUGAAUAUGCUCUCACAGCUCAGCUGUGUGUAUAUGUAAAGAGGAAUGUAUAAUUCCCUUAGCUGGUUUUGAACUGAAGAAGACUGUAGGCCUACAUUGGUUCUUGAUCAACCUGUGGUCCAGGACCUUUCCUCCUCUUGUGGUUUUGAUUUGAUUUGAUUAGUUCUCAUUUGGACAAAUCUUCCAAGAGUUCUUGGUGUCGGUGACACAUUUUCCUUGACCAUUCCCCACUACCUUGCCCAAUGCCUAUACUGCAAAUGUCAACCAAUGUGUUGGUUGAGCGCCUCCACUCAGCCCACCUGACCUACUAGCAGGGUGGAUUGUGGGUAGGCCGUUCACUCUUCUCUUCACUGUUCUCUAGGUCAAGGUUUGGGUCACAGAUUCAUGUGUUCUGCUCAAUGGUGGAGUCUGUAAGUACCACCUCUUCUCUUUUGGCAAACUUUAUGUACAGUACAUUCAAUUCACAUAUAUUUUUUUCUUUUCACGUCCAUGCCCCUUGCCCCAUGUAUAGCUUCUGGUGCUAUAAUAAAAUCUGUCAUUCAGCCAACUA
Salmo salar (Atlantic salmon) is the source of this 3005-nucleotide messenger RNA. RefSeq names its product RAS related 2 (gene rras2). Gene Ontology annotation, molecular function: GTP binding; GTPase activity. Lineage: Eukaryota; Metazoa; Chordata; Actinopteri; Salmoniformes; Salmonidae. Gene Ontology annotation, biological process: signal transduction. Gene Ontology annotation, cellular component: membrane. The record is from RefSeq and is a predicted model, not a curated record.